AUGCGACACCUCGGACGACUCCAGUAUGCGACCGAGCCUCCAAUCAAUCGCGGAGACGGAAUCAUCUAUAUACCUUUCCACGAAUAUCAAAUCUCCGUAUCAAAUGACAAUACCAGAGCUACUUCCCGCGGCCGGGUGGCAAACACAGCUCCUGUCCAGUUAACUAGCACCAGUAAAGAGGGCGGUGUGCACGAGCAAUUGGGGCACUGUGAGUUAGUGAUGUUCAGAAAUAACUACGACGGUGAUACUGUGACGUUUUCCCCGACUGGGAGACUGUUCCAGGUGGAGUACGCGCUAGAGGCCAUCAAGCAGGGGAGCGCCACAGUCGGGCUGCGGUCGAACAAGUACGUGGUGCUGGUGGCGUUAAAGCGGAACGCGGACGAGCUGUCGUCGUACCAGAAGAAAAUAAUCAAGUGCGACGAUCACAUGGGGCUGUCGCUCGCCGGGCUUGCGCCGGACGCGCGCGUGCUGUCGAACUUUCUCCGGCAGCAGUGCAACUACUCGCAGCUGGUGUACGCGCGUGACCUGUCUGUGGUCAAGGCCGGGCAGUUGCUGAGCGACAAGGCGCAGAAGAACACGCAGUCGUACGGGGGGCGGCCGUACGGUGUGGGGCUGCUGCUGGCGGGUUACGACAACAGCGGCGCGCAUCUGCUGGAAUUCCAGCCCUCCGGCAACACGCUGGAGCUGUACGGCGCGGCGAUCGGCGCGCGGUCGCAGGGCGCAAAGACUUACCUGGAGCGGGUCAUGGAGGAGUACCUGGAGAUCGAGGAUGCCGACGCACUGAUCAAGCACGGCGUGGAGGCGCUGAAACAUUCGUUGAAGGACGAGACACUCAGCACCAAGAAUCUCUCGAUCGCUAUUGUCGGUAAGGACAUGCCAUUCACUCUCUAUGACGGAGAAGCCGUUGCGGCCUACCUAUAG
Messenger RNA from Eremothecium gossypii ATCC 10895, 921 nucleotides. RefSeq names its product proteasome core particle subunit alpha 6 (gene PRE5). Bases 1 to 921 code for a protein of 306 amino acids. NCBI's taxonomy places the organism in Eukaryota, Fungi, Ascomycota, Saccharomycetes, Saccharomycetales, Saccharomycetaceae. The transcript has a single exon. Gene Ontology annotation, cellular component: nucleus; proteasome core complex; proteasome core complex, alpha-subunit complex. The record is from RefSeq and is marked provisional. Gene Ontology annotation, biological process: ubiquitin-dependent protein catabolic process.